AUGGCCCCCGGUGCCCCCCCCGCGCCCGGGGGGGUGCGGUACCGGCUGCGGGUGACAACGGGGGGCGCGUGGGGGGGGGGGACGCUGGCGACCGUCACCCUGCGGCUGGUGGGGACGCGGGGCCAGAGCCCCCCCUGUCACCUCGACUGGCCCCGCCACCGCCUGCGCCCCGGCUCCACGGUGGUGGCCUCGGUGGCCUCGGCGCAGCCCCUGGGGACCCUCCUGCUGCUGCGGGUCUGGAAGGAGCCGCUGGUGUCCCUUGUCCCCGACCGCUGGUUCUGCGCCAGCGUCACCGUCACCGGGCCCCUGGGGGAGGGGGACGAGGUGGGGGACGAUGACGAAGGGGACGAUGAAGGGGACGACGUUGAGGGGGACGGGGACGACGGGGGCCCCCCCACGGUCACCUUCCCCUGCCACCGCUGGCUGGAGAGCGGCUGCCUGGAGCUGCGGGAGGCCACCGCCCGGACCCCCCGCAUGGCCGCCCGGGAGCCGCAGCUGCUGCAGCAGCGCCAGGAGGAGAGGAGGGAGCGGCGGGAGGCCUUCCAGUGGGCUCCCUACGCCCCGGGGUGGCCCUGGAUGCUGCGGGCGCUGCCCCCCGCCCUCUGUCCCUGGCCACCGCCCGCCGCGGCCCCCCCGGGCCCCCCCCGGGCACCGUCGCCACCGUCACCUUCAUCAUCGUCACCUUCAUCCUCACCGUCACCUUCGUCACCGUCACCGUCACCUUCAUCGUCGUCCCCGGCCCCGGCCGCCCCCCCGCUGUCCCCCAGCCUGGCCUUUCCCCUGGGCCACCGGGCCAACAUCGCCGCCCGCGCCGCCGCCGCCCAGGUGCGGGUGCGGCUGCGGGGACUCGGCUGCGGUGGCUCCUGGCGCAGCUUCGAUGACGUGCGGGAGGCGCUGGGACGGCCGGGGACCCCCAUCAGCGAGUACGUGGUGCGGCACUGGCAGGACGACGCCUUCUUCGGGGAGCAGUACCUGAGCGGGGUGAACCCCCUCCUGCUGCGCCGCUGCUCCCGCCUGCCCCCCAACUUCCCCGUCACCCCCCCCAUGGUGGCCCCCAGCCUCGGCCCCGCCACCACCCUCCAGCGCGAGAUGGAGGGGGGGCGGCUGUUCCUGGCCGACUACGCGCUGCUGGAGGGGGUCCCCGCGGGGGGCCGGGGGGGGGCCGAGCCCCGCUUCCUGGCUGCCCCCCUCUGCCUGCUCUGGCUCAGCCCCCGCCGCCGCCUCCUGCCCCUCGCCAUCCAGCUCUCCCAGCGCCCCGGCCCCACGGCGCCCAUCUUCCUGCCGGGGGGGGGCGCCUGGGGGUGGGCCCUGGCCAAGCUGUGGGUGCGGGGGGCCCACUUCGCCCUCCACGAGAUGGUCACCCACCUGCUGCACAGCCACUUCCUGGGGGAGGCCUUCGCCCUGGCCACCCACCGCCUGCCCCACAGCCACCCCGUCCACCAGCUCCUGAUGCCCCACUGUCGCUUCACCUUCCACAUCAACAUUCUGGCCCGGGAGACGCUGCUCAACCCCGGGGGGAUCAUCGACCAGGCCACCUCGCUGGGGCGGGAGGGGACGCUGGAGCUGGUGGCCCGGGGGACGGCGGCGCUGACCUACACGGAGCUGUGUGUCCCCGACGACCUGGAGAACCGGGGGGUGACCGACCUGCCCCACUACCCCUACCGCGAUGACGCCCUGGAGAUCUGGGGGGCCAUCGAGAGUUUGGUGGAGGGGAUCGUGGCCCUCUACUACCCCGAGGACAGUGACGUGGCCGAGGACGAGGAGCUGCAGGACUGGGUGGGGGAGAUCUUCACCUACGCCGUCCUGGGCAACGAGAAGACGGGCUUCCCCUCCGCCCUGCGCAGCCGCCCCGAGCUGGUCAAGUUCCUCACCAUGAUCAUCUUCUGCUGCUCCGCCCGGCACGCGGCCGUCAACAGCGGGCAGUACGACUACGCCGCCUGGAUGCCCAACACGCCGGGGAGCCUGCGGCGGCCACCGCCCCCCCGGCAGGAGGUGGCCACCCCCGAGCUCUUCCUGGCCACCCUCCCCUCCCCCCGGGCCACCGGCGCCCUCCUGGCCCUGCUCAGCGUCGUCAGCUACGAGGGGGGGGAGCCGCGCCCGCUGGGUUCUCGCUCGCAGGAGCUCUUCAGUGGGGCAGCCCCACGGCGCCUCCUGGCCGCCUUCCGCCGCCGCCUGGGCGCCAUCUCCCAGCGCAUCCGGCGCCGCGAUGGGGGGCUGGAGCUGCCCUACCCCUACCUGGACCCCGCCCGCGUCCAGGAGAGCGUCGCCAUCUGA
Chroicocephalus ridibundus (black-headed gull) is the source of this 2274-nucleotide messenger RNA. RefSeq names its product polyunsaturated fatty acid lipoxygenase ALOX15B-like. The transcript has 14 exons. The record is from RefSeq and is a predicted model, not a curated record. Gene Ontology annotation, biological process: lipoxygenase pathway; lipid oxidation; arachidonate metabolic process. Gene Ontology annotation, molecular function: metal ion binding; protein binding; oxidoreductase activity, acting on single donors with incorporation of molecular oxygen, incorporation of two atoms of oxygen. Lineage: Eukaryota; Metazoa; Chordata; Aves; Charadriiformes; Laridae. The coding region runs from base 1 to 2274 and encodes 757 amino acids.